AUGACAACCAACACAACUACACCCACCACAUCCACACAAACCACAACCACGAAAACCACAUCCACUACAUCUGCAGACAUCCAUGUAUUAAGCUUCUCACUGGCGAUAAAUGAAGAAUUUGACUUUGCACUCACUGAUCAACGUAGUGCAAAGUACCAAGCAUAUAAAUCAAGAAUUGAAAGUUCAAUUGAUGAUAGUUACAGAAAUGUACCUACCUACCAAGCCAAAUCUGGGAGAGUGACCGGAUUCAGGCCUGGCAGUGUGGUGGCAGACUUUACCAUUAAAACAACAAGUGAUAACCUUAAUUUGGUAUCAGCAAACCAACAGCUUGCUAGCAAUCUCCAUUCAUGGGGAUUUAAUGUGAGCGAUACUGCAUUCAGUCAAAGUGUGAAAGAUGGACUAUAUAAGAACAGUGGCAAUAUAUAUCCUGGGACAAAUCUCACACUGACCUGCAAUCCUCCCGUGAAUAAUGGCAUAAUAUGGACCAUAAAUGGGAAUAAACUACAGCCAUCGGAUAAGUAUGUCAUUAAUAAAACUGGACUCACUGUGAAUAAUGCCACUCCCAGUGACAGUGGUGAAUAUGCAUGCACAACCACAGUAAACUCAACACCCUAUGUUAUCUGGCAAGCCAUUACAAUUCAUCCGUAUCCUGAUAUCCAAGUGAGCCGUGACAAAGUUGUAAAAUGUGAGGAUUCGGUAAUCACACUGCAGUGUUGUGUUCAGGGGAAAUACAAAGUAAAAUGGACUGACCCUGUAGCUUGCAACUCAACUUCAACAGUCACACCGAAAGGCUGCACAUUAUGUGAAUAUAAAAUUAACAAGCAGGACUGCCAGUCGACAGACAAAGUAAUAAAAGUCACAUGUCAACUCACAUCACCUAUCAAUGGAAGUACUACUCAACAUUACAAUUCAAAGAGCAUCAAAAUAGAUGUCAAAAAAAGAGCAUUUACCUGCUCUGACAGUCUAUUUGGAGCUGGAAAUCUGGGAGACGAACACAUUGGUGACUGUAAUGGAAAAAUGGUUGGCUCUCAAAAGGCUAAGUGUAAUUCAUCAGGCCUCUGGCACCUCAUAGAAAACAACUGUAUCCUGCGCAUCAUUCAAAAUUUAAAAGAUGAAGCUCAGAAUUUACAGGUACCAGGCAUCCAAGGCUUUAUGGGAAAUAUCAUCAGUAAUACUAUAGAAGAGACUGAAACCAUAAUUGAAUCUCCAGCUACCAUAUUAACAAUUGUAGAAAUACUGACAAUCGUUUCCAAUCUCUCACAAACAGUUUUAAUCAGUCAACCCGUUAUGAUGGACUUCCUGAAAACAACUGAUGUAAUUGGAUCUGUAGGUGCACGGGACACAUGGAUGCAUUUAAACAAAAACAGUACAGCCAUGAAUGCUAGUUCUGAACUUCUGAAGUCUAUUGAGAGCAUUGCCCGCAGACUCAGGGAUGAAAACUUCAACAUAACAACAAACUACACGUCUCUCAGUAAAACUCACAUUACUUCACCCUUUUCUGGCACAUUUGGUAUGAAUUUAACUACCCAAAUAAAUUUACCUAUGAUUUGGGAGCCAACUUUCAUCACAGUGAUCAUUUCUUCUGCUCUUGAAAAUGCCUUACCUGUUCGAAAUCUGGCCAAUAAUGAUGGCACUGAAACUGGCACAAGGAUCAAUGGAGAUAUAGCUCUGAUUGAGACAAAGUCAACAAUCAAUAAUAUUUCCUUUUCUUUUGAUAUCAAAAAUGUGACACUGGGAAACCCUCAAUGUGUCUUCUGGAACUUUAGUCUUCUGAAUGGCAUCGGGGGAUGGGACACAACUGGAUGUCAACUAAAGCCAUUAGGGAAUGAAUCUGAAAGAUUUACAUGUGAGUGCAAUCACACAACCUCUUUUUCAAUCCUGAUGUCACCAUUUGCCCUGAAAAAAAGCUUAGCCAUAGUCUUAGGCUACAUAACUUACAUUGGUGUUGGCAUUUCCAUGGGUAGCUUGGUUUUGUGCCUCAUCAUUGAAAUCCUUAUAUGGAAAUCAGUGACAAAAAAUGACACAUCCUGUAUCCGUCACGUCUCCGUCGUCAACAUCGCGGUCUCCCUUCUGAUUGCGGACAUAUGCUUCAUCAUUGGAGGAGCCGUUGUAAAGAAAGGAGUGGGACCCUGCAGUACAGCGACAUUCUUCAUGCACUUCUUUUAUCUCGCCCUUUUCUUCUGGAUGCUGCUGUCAGCACUCUUACUCCUCUACCGCACCCUCAUGGUCUUUUCCAGAAUGUCCAGAGGCACAAUGAUGGCCAUAGCCUUCACUGUUGGCUAUGGUGCACCAUUAAUCAUAGCUGUCGUUACUGUGGCAUCUACAGCUGGAAGCAAAGGAUACAUUCAAAAAGAUCACAAUUGUUGGCUGAACUGGAAUAAAACGAAGGCCCUCCUGGCAUUUGUGAUUCUUGCUCUGACUAUUGUAGCUGUGAACCUGUUGGUACUUAUUGUGGUUCUGUGUAAGAUGUUAAGGAGAGGAAUUAAUGCUUCCAUUCAGCCAGAUGAGAAACAUCCCCUAGUGGUCAUUGUGAGAUGUGUGGGGGUUUUAACACCUCUCUUUGGUCUAACAUGGGGAUUCGGCAUUGGGACCAUGGUGUCAUCAGACUUUGGGAUUCAUGUGGUGUUCGCCUUCCUUAAUUCACUGCAGGGAUUCUUUAUUUUGCUGUUUGGAACAUUCCUGGACAGUAAGGUCAGACAAGCACUGGCAGGAAAGCUGGGAUCAAGGAACCAGACCACGAGAAUGAGUGCAGGACCUUCAUCCUCAAGUGGACUUCCUUUCAUUCAGAAAUCAUAA
Neoarius graeffei (lesser salmon catfish) is the source of this 2796-nucleotide messenger RNA. RefSeq names its product adhesion G protein-coupled receptor F5-like. NCBI's taxonomy places the organism in Eukaryota, Metazoa, Chordata, Actinopteri, Siluriformes, Ariidae. The record is from RefSeq and is a predicted model, not a curated record. Gene Ontology annotation, biological process: cell surface receptor signaling pathway; G protein-coupled receptor signaling pathway. Bases 1 to 2796 code for a protein of 931 amino acids. Gene Ontology annotation, molecular function: G protein-coupled receptor activity. The transcript has 13 exons. Gene Ontology annotation, cellular component: membrane.